CUUUGUACUACACUAUUCAUAACUAGAGCUACAUGGCUUGCUCUGCAUCGCCUAGCUAACACAUAAACGAUAGACUGCCAAAGGAAGAGGUCAUCUUCUAGAAUACCUGAUUAGCUAUGCCGCGACUACAAAUCUUGCAACACAAGUCUUACCAUCCGUAUCUCGAGAAGAAUAAGGAGAAGGUCCGUAAAGAUGAGGAGAAGGCGGCAGUAUUGGAGGCCGAGCAGGAGCGGGAGAUGCUGCAAGCAGAUCAAGCCGCUCGUCUCGGAUUUCUUCGCCAGCGCCCAGACUCUAUAAACACAAAUGCUCAAGCUUCCAGCUCCUCUCUGAUGCCUUCUGAGCCUUCGAAGCUGCUCAUUCGGCAUCGCAAGAACAAGGACGAAUCGGCAGAAGAUCGUAUACGCAAAGAUGCGAGGAGCGAACGAGCGAGGCUGGAGUUUGACUGGCCUGAUGUUGAGAAGCGAAAGGCAGAGAAACGGGCAAUCAAGGAAUCAGAGAAGAGGGCGAGGGAUCAAGAGCUUGGCAGGACAAAUCCAGACGAGCAUGCGGAGAUCGGAGGGACCGGAAAGCACAUCAAUUUUUGGGCAGGAUUAGAAAAGGACACAGCCUCGAUACCCGGUGCAGUCAUGCUCAACAAGCCCAAGCCCACUCCGGAUCAAAUCCAGGACGAUGAUCCGACUACCAUGUACCUGAAUCGACCAGAAAGGGAGACCAAGCCGUGGUACGCCGAUGCCGAUCUAAAACGCCACGAGGAAAAGAGCGAAGACAAGGAUUCACAGCGCAAGCGGGAGAGUCGAAAACGUAAAGAGGAAGCGAGCAAGAUACGGAAUGACCCGCUCAUGCUGGUACAAUCUGCCCUUUCGACAUCGCAAAAGAAAGCGAACCCUAUCUAUGAGCGACAUCAGAGAACGAUACCCGCAGCUCCUACGGACCCAUCAGCAGCGAGGAUAGCGAGGGAGAGCAGUGAACGCUCACGGGCUCUCGCGCUCAUCAACGAGGCGAAACGCAAACAAGCUGCUGCAAGCCUCUCGGCUACGCCCAGCACAGUUGCCGGCGGCGGUAACGAAUACAGCGACAUGUGGAAUGCACAAGAAGUCAGGGAGGCAAGAAGGCGGAGGGAAGCGGUACGGGGCUGGGCGGGCGAGGUCGGACGGGAUACGCGAGAGCAAGCGUGGGAUGGCGAUCAUCGAGAAUCUAGGCGGGAUUGGGCGAACGAUGCGCAAAGCAAUCGGAAUUCUUUGCCAAAUCGAGGUCGAGGCCGAGGACAACCUCGAUACUGGGAGGUGUAAGGUUACGCAAAGCAUUUCCAUAUACAUGCAGUCUCGUUAUUUUCUAGUUCAUAUGGUAUUGUAGGGCUUUCCAAGGAUGUUGAGCUCAGUCGAGGGUAUCUGGCUACUUGAAAAUCAUUGCAGGGAUCGUUCUGUUCUUCGUGGUCUGCUGAUUCAAUAGUCAUUCGGUCGUUAUGAUUCGUCUUCCCAUCUCAUUGAGA
Molecule: messenger RNA, 1489 nt
Organism: Filobasidium floriforme
Lineage: Eukaryota; Fungi; Basidiomycota; Tremellomycetes; Filobasidiales; Filobasidiaceae
Exons: 5
Coding region: 117-1289 (390 amino acids)
Source: RefSeq, a predicted model, not a curated record